GCGACAAUCUAUGAUUCGCAUCAAUACUCGGUUUUCACAAUGACCUGACUCCGCCUCUCCAGCGGGAAACACAAGACUGAGUUUCUCACUUCGGUCCGGUGGCACAUUUCAUGUUAAACGGACCAAACGGGAGUGUGUACGAGCAACUGCGCGUCUACGGGGGAAAACAACUAAGCACAUCUGUGUUGCCAAGGUCUUUUCUAGCCCGAACGAUGGAUAGCAAAUGUGAAUGGCUUGGCUCUCCCACGCCCUCGUGUUAUUUGGAAAAUGCCACCGUGGAGAAUUCCAGCAUGGGUCAAAUCUACGAAGUAAUGCUACAGUCGACGAACACAACCAAGCGCAAUCCACAGUUUGUCGGCGUGGAGCUCCUUCAGUCCUUUAAACCUCUCAUUAUCCCCUGCUAUGCUCUCGUGGUCCUGGUUGGAGUUUUCGGUAACUACUUGUUACUAUACGUCAUCUGCCGUACCAAAAAGAUGCACAAUGUCACUAACUUCUUCAUCGGUAACCUGGCGUUUUCCGACAUGCUGAUGUGUGCCACCUGCGUGCCGUUUACGCUGGCAUACGCUUUUAAUCCUCGAGGGUGGGUGUUUGGAAGAUUCAUGUGCUACCUAGUGUUCCUCAUUCAACCCGUGACGGUGUACGUGUCGGUGUUCACGCUAACAGCUAUUGGGGUGGACAGAUACUACGCCACAGUUCAUCCUCUGAAGAAACGCAUCUCAGUUCUGGCCUGCACGUACCUUCUUUCUGGGAUAUGGAUUCUUUCGUGUGGUCUGGUAGCUCCAGCCGUGGCUCACACCUACCACGUUGAGUUCAAAGACGAAGGCUUCACCAUCUGCGAGGAGUUCUGGAUGGGUCAGGAGAAAGAGCGACUAGCCUACGCUUACAGCACGCUCUUCAUCACAUACGUUCUUCCACUCUCCGCCCUCUGCAUUUCCUAUUUGUGUAUUUCCGUAAAGCUUCGGAACUGCGUGGUGCCAGGUCAUCGUACCCAAAGCCAAGCGGAAGCCCAGCGGGCGCGGAAGCGGAAGACGUUUCGCCUUGUGUCGUUGGUUGUCGCCGCUUUCGGGAUCUGCUGGCUGCCGAUAAGCGUUUUUAACGUUCUUCGAGAUAUCGAUAUAGACCUUAUCGACAAACAUUAUUUUCUGUUGAUCCAGCUGUUGUGUCACUGGUGUGGAAUGAGUUCCUCUUGUUGUAACCCUUUCUUGUACGCGUGGUUGCACGACCGUUUCAGGGCGGAGUUGCGGAAGAUGUUUACGUGCCAUCGGCGAAUCGGCAUCGGGAUACCGGCUAACAACUGCGCCACGGCUAGUGUUGUUCUCUGACAAGGAAAAGUUCAAAAGAGUCGCUUGAAAGACCGUGGUAAUCGCCGAGACUAGCAGAACGUUCGAGUUAGAGGAUUCUGGAAUGGAAAGUGUUGCACAUCAGAUGGACACAAACAAACUCUACAUCUACCAUAUAAAACACAGAAGAAAGUGGUUGGAUUAUGCCUAAAGGUUGACCAUAUUUUCUGUGAUUUAGAUAUGGAUUACAGAGGUGGUAAUGCUCUGCUUGGUUUCAAUCCGGUUUUAGAUGUUUGUCUUGGGUGUUGUCAAACAGAGAGGGUCUCCGAGGAUAAGAAGCUAAAAGACAGUUUUUGAUAUAUGCAGCUUUCAAAAAAGUGAAAUACUUCAGCUUUUGAGAUUGAAGUAAGGAUUAUGUAAACAUCUCUCAGAUGGUUAAAAAAAGAGAAAGAAGCUGGCAAGAGAAAGUGCAUUUUGAGAAGUCUCACUAUAUGUAAUUCAAUGAUUUUGUAAAAAUGUAUGUAUGUAACAAUGUUGAAUUAAUAAACAACUUGUGA
This is a messenger RNA of Triplophysa rosa, 1837 nucleotides long. RefSeq names its product prolactin releasing hormone receptor 2a (gene prlhr2a). Lineage: Eukaryota; Metazoa; Chordata; Actinopteri; Cypriniformes; Nemacheilidae. Gene Ontology annotation, cellular component: neuron projection; plasma membrane. Gene Ontology annotation, biological process: G protein-coupled receptor signaling pathway. The transcript has 3 exons. Gene Ontology annotation, molecular function: neuropeptide Y receptor activity; neuropeptide binding. Bases 111 to 1322 code for a protein of 403 amino acids. The record is from RefSeq and is a predicted model, not a curated record.